GGGAGCCAGAGACCCCCGAGACCCGAGCCGCCCGGCGCCGCGGGCCGGGGCCCUGAGGAGGCCCCAGGAGAGGCAUCUUCCCGGCGGGAGUCGCCGGCGCGGAGGUGGCCGCGGCCGCACCGUUCGGAAAGGAGGACGAAGAGGAAGCUGCGCUGCUUGCCGGCGGAGAGGAAGCGCUCCACCCGGGCCCCCGACGGCGCUCGUUUAACCACAUCCGUGCCUCCGCUGGAAACGCUUACAGGCGCCUGUCACCCGUUCCCUCCAUUUUGAAAGGGAAAAAAGGCUCUCCCCCUUCCCCUACUCUUAGGACCUGGAGCCGGAGGAGCCGCGCUCAUGGCGUUCAGCCCUUGGCAGAUCCUGUCCCCAGUGCAGUGGGCGAAAUGGACCUGGUCCGCGGUGCGCGGCGGGGGCGCCGGAGAGGACGAGGCCGGAGGGCCAGAGGGCGACCCCGAGGAGGAGGACUCGCAAGCCGAGACCAAAUCCUUGAGUUUCAGCUCGGAUUCUGAAGGUAAUUUUGAGACCCCUGAAGCUGAAACACCAAUCAGAUCGCCUCUCAAGGAAUCCUGUGAUUCAUCCCUAGGAUUGGCAGGACGGGGGGCCAAAACCCAAG
This is a messenger RNA of Leptonychotes weddellii (Weddell seal), 610 nucleotides long. Lineage: Eukaryota; Metazoa; Chordata; Mammalia; Carnivora; Phocidae. The record is from RefSeq and is a predicted model, not a curated record.